This is a messenger RNA of Anguilla anguilla (European eel), 2162 nucleotides long. RefSeq names its product phosphatidylinositol 3,4,5-trisphosphate 3-phosphatase TPTE2-like. Lineage: Eukaryota; Metazoa; Chordata; Actinopteri; Anguilliformes; Anguillidae. Gene Ontology annotation, molecular function: phosphatidylinositol-3,4,5-trisphosphate 3-phosphatase activity; monoatomic ion channel activity. Gene Ontology annotation, biological process: monoatomic ion transport; dephosphorylation; transmembrane transport. The transcript is spliced from 19 exons. The coding region runs from base 432 to 1967 and encodes 511 amino acids. The record is from RefSeq and is a predicted model, not a curated record. Gene Ontology annotation, cellular component: cytosol; membrane.
UGCAUAUGUGCGACGUUCAUGUUAAGGCUUUUCCAAAGGUGAACACUUGGGCCGUUUGCGUUGCCUUUUCCAGUGGGAUAUCCCAGAUGCUACCCCAUUUUGAAGUAAUUAACGAAAAAGUAUCGGUUCGCUUCAUCUUUCAAGUGAUCCGCGGUAUUCACUGUGUUGUGCGCACAGACAUUAACGCAUGCGUACAGACAGGGGAACAAACUAUGGCAAAGCUGAAAGGCAUCUAUAACUUGUUUCCUAGGGGCGCGUCCUGCGCAACGUCUUCCUACCUCACUGUAAAUUAUUGGUGCUUCCAUGGCAAAAAAAUGGUUGUCAAAAUAAGGUUUAAUGAACAAUCAUGCGUCUCCGGGCUGGAUGUCAUUUCUAGGGUGUAGGGUACUUGAGUUUACAGUAAAUUACAAGAGUGGACACUUGGGUGGAAAAUGGCUUCCGUGAAAUUCAGUCCAGAAUCCAAGGAGGUUAAUGGCCCUGAAAUGGAGGUGAACAGAGAGGCGUCUGUGAAUAUUGACGAUGGGAAAGAGGACAGCACUGACCCAGACACCGUGUACCAUCAAAUCCGAAAGAAAAUUGCCCCAUUCGUCAUGUCGUUUGGGUUCCGGAUAUUUGGCGUGGUGCUUAUUUUCGUGGACAUCGCCCUGGUGAUCGCCGACCUGUCCCUCCCGGCUCGGAGCCGGCAGGUGGGGGACGCGCUGGAAGGGGUGUCUCUCGCCAUUUCCUUCAUCUUCCUGCUGGACGUCCUGCUCAGGGUCUACGUGGAAGGGUUCAAAGUGUACUUCAGUUCCAGGCUGAACAUCGUGGACGCCUGCAUCGUGGUCGUCACACUCAUCGUCACAAUGUUCUACACUUUCUCAGAGCUGUCUGGCGCUAGUCUUAUUCCCAGGGUGGUGUCUUUCCUGAGAGCUCUGAGACUCAUCAUCCUGGUGCGGAUCGUCAGGCUGGCCCCGCAGCAGAAAGAGCUGGAGAAGGCCACCAGGAGGAUGGUAUCAGAAAACAAAAGACGCUACCAAAAAGAUGGCUUUGAUCUGGACUUAACUUACGUCACAGAUCGCAUCAUUGCCAUGUCAUUUCCAUCGUCAGGGAAACAAUCAUUCUACAGGAAUCCCAUUAAAGAGGUGGCAAGGUUUCUGGACACUAAACACGAAGAUCAUUACAAAGUGUAUAACCUCUGCAGUGAGAAAGGCUACGAUCCCUUGUUUUUCCACUACAGAGUGGAGCGAGUCUUCAUUGAUGACCACAAUGUGCCUUCUCUGGAAGACAUGCUGAAGUACACGGCCAGUGUGAGAGAGUGGAUGUCGGCUGAUCCUAAGAACAUCAUCGCCAUCCACUGCAAAGGAGGAAAGGGCCGCACAGGAACCAUGGUGUGUACCUGGCUGAUCGACAGUAACCAGUUUGAAAGUGCACAGGAAAGCUUGGACUACUUUGGGGAAAGACGGACAGAUAACAGCUCAAGCUCAAAAUUCCAGGGAGUCGAGACGCCCUCACAGAGCAGGUAUGUGGGAUAUUAUGAAAUUAUGAAGAACACCUAUGACAGACAGCUCCCUCCAGAGAAGAGCCUGCGAAUACGAAGCGUCCAGAUCCACUCCAUCAGGGGUGUGGGAAAGGGGGAUGGCACAGACCUGUCGCUUAAGAUCAUAGUGAGAAAGGAGACAGUCUUUCAGUGUGUGUGCGCCACACAGGAGAACUGCACAAUUUUUCCAGAUGCGGUCGAUAACGCCGUGGUCAUCGGUUUUCAGGAGGGCCCGGUCGUCAGCGGAGAUGUCAAGGUCAUGUUUGAUUCCAGCGCUGGUCUUCCGAAGGGAUAUGAAAACUGCCCGUUCUAUUUCUGGUUCAACACCUCAUUUGUGGAAAAUAACAGACUGCACCUGCCCAGAGAUCAGUUGGACAAUCCGCACAAACCCAAAACCUGGCACAUCUACAAGGAGGAUUUUGGCCUGACUCUGUCCUUCACUGAGGUGUAAUUCCAUUAAACUCCACUGGGGACACUGAGCACCGCUGUGCAAAGGUUUGAAGGCCUUGAGCAUCUCAAAUCAUUGAUGUUUUAGAAUCGGUGACCUACACAGGUUUGUUUCCUAUGACAACAGAUUGACCUGUCAAACACUGUUUUGUAAAGAUUGGAUAGUUGAAGUGCUCAAGGUAAAUGUUGCAUUACUGUU